Messenger RNA from Ectocarpus siliculosus, 1636 nucleotides. The record is from the annotation of a GenBank genome assembly. Lineage: Eukaryota; Phaeophyceae; Ectocarpales; Ectocarpaceae.
AUGACAGCCCUGCUGCCCCCCCUGAUCCUAACCUUCCUUUUCAUCGAUCGAGCUGCUGCUUUUGUCCCCAGUGCGUCAACGAAACACUGCGGAGGCCGUGGAGGACUACGGUUGCGCUCCUCCCGAAGCAGCAGCAGCAGCAGCAGCAGCGACAAGACGCCUUCUUGGCGUCUAGAAGUAGACGAUCUUGUGAAAGCAGCGUCGCCAUGGGGUAGUCUCGUGGAGACUGAAGUCAUCGCAACACAUCUACUGAAGCGCCUGCCGGAGAUCGCGCGAGACGUUUCUGACGCAGCCCGAAAAAAUGAGCUUGUUUCUGGAAUAGUGCUGGGCAAGGGGACUGAGGCGCGAUCGACUGUCGAUGGCCUGAAAGCGGUAAACCGGCAACUUCGCCAGGAUAUCCUUCCAAAGGCUUUGGAGGCCGCCCCUCGCAUCACGAGUGCUGUACCCCGGCCGGGUACUAACACGACAGGCUCAUCGACUACCCCCAAGCGGCGGACUGGGCCCAUGGAAGGAAUCGCAGAGAACCUAUACUCAAUCAAAAAGACAGCCCGUGAGCUCACACCACAGAAGUUGCGCCAGGGGCUGCAAACUGCGGCGGCAGAAACUGAGAACAUUUUCAGCAGGACGCCAUCCGGGCUGUACAGCCCCAGUUACUCGCUUGAAGACGCGAGGGAAGGCUUCGAGAUCAGACGCUACGCAUCUUACGCUGUGUGCUCUGCGCAGAUGGACGCUGACGCGGCUCGAGAGUCUGACCAGCGGGACGAUGACAGAACCGGCGUUACUGACGGGUCUGGCGAAGGGUUCAACACCCUGGCUGGUUAUUUGUUCGGAGACAACAAACAGGAGGUGGCCAUGGACAUGACCACACCCGUCAACAUCGACGUUACAAGCACCGGCAGAACCAUGUCGUUCGUGAUGCCGAAAGACGUCCCGGCGGAAGAGGCUCCUACUCCACGGAACCCCCGCGUAAACGUGAGGGAUGUGGCUGAGGGCGAGGUUCUUGCUGUGCGCGAGUUUCCAGGGUUUGCAACCGAUGGCGAAGUAGGGGGGCAACUCGAUACCCUGCUGUGGGCCCUGCAACUCGAGGCAUCAACGUCGGCGUCUCCUUGGUGUGCACGAGACCCAGUUGGAAGGUCGUACCGUUUGAUGCAGUACAACCCCCCAUAUACGCUUCCUUGGCAACGAACCAAUGCCAUUGCCGUUCAGGUGUACAGGGGGGUACCCGGAGACAGUGCUGACACUGAGAAUGCGAAGGGCAAUUCCGAGCGUGAACAGAUGUCCUCGACUAUUUCGCAAGCUGUUGGUAGCCCUUAGUCAUCCAUCUUUCCCGGACGCUCUCUGUAAGUACAACUGCGGCAAUGCCCCAUUGGGCGAAGAGGGCCAGGUGUUUUUUUGCUUUCCACCGUACGCCCUUCAUUUGUUGCAUCGUUUUUGGGCGCUGCGCGCGGUUGCUGUGGUAGGUUGUGCUGUUGUGAAUACUAUUAAUAGUUGGACGUACACAGCGUGCUGGUCGUUGAAAAGUGUUUCGCUCGUAUGAUUCGGGUUCGUUUUGAGAAGAUCAGAAGCUUGGUGUCUUCCAUUGCGUUAUGUAUGUGCGAUCGGAGCAUGAAAUGCACAAGUCCCAAUUUCUCGCUAC